This is a messenger RNA of Paramecium pentaurelia, 318 nucleotides long. The record is from the annotation of a GenBank genome assembly. Lineage: Eukaryota; Ciliophora; Oligohymenophorea; Peniculida; Parameciidae.
AUGGGGUGUACAUAACAAAAACAAUCGUCUCCAUCAAGAAAGAGAAAUGAUGAUAGCACAACUAAUGGAUAAUUCGACACAAAAUUAACUUAAAAUGUUAUUACAAUAUAAUAUUUCAACCAAAAAUAAAUUCGAUCAAAGAUUAAUUCGGGAAGGCACUAUAAUUUUGUUCUUUAACAGGUUACCCUACAAAACAAUAUAUGUAAAACAUCUAAUUUGAUAAUUAUAGUAAAUAGUACAAUCAUGGUUAGGAGAAAAAAUCAAGAAAACUUACCUUCCAAAAAAGAGUAUAUGACAAGCUCUAAUGGCUGUAAUUGA